AUGCUAUUCUUCGCCGCGCAAGCAGAGCUGAACGCGGCGCGGCGGGACGCGCUGUCGAACGACCAGCGGCGGCGCGCCGACGCCCUGGCGCGCGCUGAGGCGGCGAGGAGGCGCCGUGACGUCGCUGAGGCGGGCGAUGACGAGGAGGAGAAGACGGCCGCGCGCGCGGACCUCGCCGCGGCGGAGGAGGAGGCCUUGUCGCGGGCGGCGCGGUCCGCUAGGAAGCGCAAAGACGCCGCGGGCGCGCGUCUCGCGGUGGCUAAGGCGCGCCACGCCGCCGCUGUGGCGAACGGCGACGACGCGGCGCUGGCCGCAGCGAGCGCGACGCUGGCCAUUGCGACGGCGGAGGCCGCGCCGCAGCAGACGCGGCUUAGAAGGGACCAACGCACGACCGCGGCCGCGGCCGAGGCGCAUGUUAGGGAGUUAGCGGAGCGGGGCCUGGGCGAGGAGGACUCGGAGCUGCUGGAAGCGCGCGCGGCCGCGGCGGCCGCGAGGGACCGGACCACGGCCGUUAUAAAUGCUCGACGGCUCGAGGCGCUGCUCGAGAAAGGGAUGAAGGCGAAGGAGAGGUACGAGUCUCUCGUCGCGCGCGGCGUGCGGGGUGCGGCGGCCGAGCGCGCCUUCGGCGUGAUGUGCCAGGCUCUGCGCAGGACGAAUAAGGGUCGACGCCGGUUAGCUGCGUGUAUGGACGCGGCGGCGGCGCGUGCGUCGCCGCGGCAGCUGGAGUCCGAGUUCCGGACGUUGCUAGAUGCGUCCAAGGACAAGCUGCGGCACGUGUUCGAGCAGACGACGCUCCCCGUCUACGUGGGCGUCGCGGGCGACGCCUGGUGGGAGGAGGAGGUGCGGCGCGUCGCACGCCGGCCGUCGUGGCGCUAUCGGCUGUUCUUCGAGGAGGACGAGGACGUCGAGCCGAAGCGUCGUCGACCUGUUCCGCUCCGCGGCGCGCGCCUGGCAUCGACGGCCCACAAGUCGAUCGUCGGGCGCCUCGAGCGGGCCCUCCACCUCUGGGCGGCGCGCCACUGGCCCGACCGCGUCCUGCACUUCACGAUCGCGGCGGGCGGCAGCUUCGCGGACGUCGCGGCGCACGCCGUCUACGUGGCCGUGCCGGACGCGCCCGCCGACGUGGUCGUCCACGUGCGGUCGCCGGUCGUCGCGCCCGAGGAGGCGGACGAGGACGAGGUGCCGACGCGGCCGCUGACGGACUUCAGCGACGACGUGCCGCCGCCGCUCGAGGCCACGGCCACGCCGGACGACGUCGACGAGGCGCUGGUCCGGAGGCCGGUCGUCGGCCCCGCGCGGCCGUGGGUCGUGAAGACGACUGGCUGCCGCGUCGACUACAUCUGGGCCGGCUCGCUCGCGUUGUAUGCGGACGGCGUCACGUCUUCGACGUACGACUUCUGCGAGACGCCGGCGGAGGCCCAGGCCCUCGCGAGGGCUCGGAUCGCGGAGAAGAUCCGCGGCCCCUACGAGCGCGUCACGUCGUUGGAUGGCGCGGCGGCGGGGCCGGCGGCGGGGCCGGUGCCGUACCCGUUUCCGCUGGCCCCGACGACGCCUGCUCCGGCGCCGGCUCCGGCGCCCGCGCCCGCGCCCGCGCCCGCGGCGGCGCCGCGCCGGAAGCGCCGGGGGAGCGAGACCGCGAAGCCUACUGCUAAGCGGCCGCGGUCGGCGGCGACGUCUCGGAAGCGGGACCGGUCGCCGGCGCCGGCGCCGCCGCGGCGGUCGUCGCGUUUGAGAAAGUGA
Molecule: messenger RNA, 1740 nt
Organism: Pelagomonas calceolata
Lineage: Eukaryota; Pelagophyceae; Pelagomonadales; Pelagomonadaceae
Source: the annotation of a GenBank genome assembly